This is a messenger RNA of Thyridium curvatum, 1389 nucleotides long. RefSeq lists its product as uncharacterized. NCBI's taxonomy places the organism in Eukaryota, Fungi, Ascomycota, Sordariomycetes, Thyridiales, Thyridiaceae. Gene Ontology annotation, molecular function: transmembrane transporter activity. Gene Ontology annotation, biological process: transmembrane transport. The record is from RefSeq and is a predicted model, not a curated record. The transcript has 3 exons. The coding region runs from base 1 to 1389 and encodes 462 amino acids.
AUGGCACCUAUGUUCCCCCUCUUUGCGGAGACUUUCCAUCUCUCUGAGGAAGAAGUCCCUCUGAUCACGGGUGUCACGGUAGUUGUCCUUGGGUUCUCCAACUUCAUCGCCAUCCCCUGUUCUAGAAUCUUUGGACGUCGGGCGGUAGCCCUAUCAUUUGGCAUUCUGUUCCUUGUUACCAGCAUAUGGCAGGCUGUCGCACAAAACUACGCCAGUUUCAUGGCAUCUCGUGCUGUGAUCGGUAUUGCCGCCGCACCUAGCGAAACGCUGAUGGUGCAGGUCAUUGCUGACCUCUGGUUCAUUCACGAGCGAGGAUUCUGGAUGGGUGUUUAUUUUACUUCAAUGUCUUUUGGAGCAUGCAUUGGGCCUGUCAUCUCCGGGAAUAUUGCUGAGAGACACGGUUGGCGAAGCUUCUUUUGGCUGUCUGCUGGCCUCAUUGCUUUCAACCUGAUACUGAUCUUGUUUCUGUUUCCCGAAACCAAGUACAACCGCGAGACGUUGCUCAAUUCAUCUGAAAGUCCAGCCACGCCGGCAAGUACAACUCACACUGACGACUUCAAGGUUGAAGCUGAGUCACAAUGUGUGCAGCAGCAUGUCGAGACCAUCGGUCACGCUGUGUUAGUCGGAAAAGGUCGGCCGAGCCGGGGGCAAUUCUGGUUGUUCCAAAAGCCCCAUCGUCACUACAAACAAUUUAUCAUUCGCGACUUUGUGGGACCAAUCCGGGCUGCGGCUCUUCCCAUCGUUCUAUUUGCUUCGUUGAAUCUGAUGGGCACGGCCAAUCUAGCGCUGUACUGGAACAUCACAGAAUCCCCGAUCCUGGAAUCCCCACGCUACGGAUUCACUCCUGCGCGAGUCGGAUUGUCCAACUUUGGCUUCGCUGGGGGUGCGUUCGUUGGCAUGCUGACUGCAGGACCUCUCUCGGACUGGAUGGUGCAGAGAGCGACAGUACGCAAUAACGGCGUGCGAGAGGCAGAGAUGCGUCUCCCCGCCCUCAUACCCUUUGCCAUCACCACCGUUGUUGGAACGGUCAUAGGAGGCAUCGCAGUCCGCGAGGGCUGGGACUGGCCUCUCAUCGUCGUGAUGGGCUUUGGGUCGUCUGGUCUGGCUGUCUGUUCGAUCGCGGUAAUCGCUAUUGCCUAUGCCUUGGACGUGUACAAGCCUCUCUCUGGCGAGAUCAUGGUCGUGGGCACGGUCUUCAAGAACGUGACGGGCUUUGCUAUGACCUACUGGGUGCCGCCCAUGGUUGUCAACCGCGGCUACAUCUUGCCGCUGAUGAUCUGGUUUGUGUUCACUGCCGGUCCCUUUCUUUUGGCCAUUCCUCUCUACAUCUGGGGCAAGAAGCUGCGGGCAAUCCCUGCGUUUCGGGGCCGUUCCAUGCACUGGGAAUAG